ACAUGCUCUGUGUUGGCAGUUGCGCGGAGUAACGAACGAAGCGUAUUUUUGAAUGAAUUGCUAAUAAGAAAAAGGUUUUGUGUUCAAGGAACAUUUUUAAAACCUAAAAGUACUUUUAUAUAACUUAACCUAUCAAUAAAACAUUCAAUAUUGUUACAACAUCUAUAUAAACAUGUCUGAAUCGGAACCCGCCGAAGUUGUUGAUCAAGAAACUAAACAUGAACAUAGCCCUAGAAAACGCAUACGGCACCGCAAGAAGCAACUUUACGAGAAUAUUCUGAAACAAAUGGAAUUCUACUUUAGUGAUGCCAACUUAACUAAGGAUAGAUUCUUAGGAGACCUCGUGAAGAAUGAUCCUUACGUGCCGCUAGAAUUGUUCCUAAAGUUUAAUAAAGUCCGGUCGUUGACGCAGGAUGUCAGCGAUAUAGCAAAAGCUAUGAAGAACUCAACUCUAUUGGAAUUGUCAGAAGAUAGAUUGAAGGUGAAGAGAAAGACUGCAGUUUUACCAUAUGAUGCUGACUCAAGGACUGUGUAUGUAGAGUCUAUUCCAGUGACAGCUAGCAGGGAAUGGCUGGAGAGAGUCUUCUCGGACUAUGGACAUGUUGCUUACAUAUCUCUGCCGAAGUUCAAAAACUCACAGAAAAUUAAGGGUUUUGCAUUCAUCGAGUUUAACAGACCAGAGGAUGCACAAAAAUGCAUAUCUACAUUCACUAAAAUGGGCUCAGAAGAACCAUCAAUGGACACAACAGAGAAAAAGACAGAAGAAGAAGAUGAACCACCAAAGAAAAAGAAAAGGAAGGAUAAAAAGUCCCUUCAAAAGAGUUUGGAGUUGAAGUUGGGAAGCGAGUCCGAUAGUGAGAAGAGAGUUGAUACUCCUACUGAAGAAACAAAAAGCAUUGCGAGCCUGUCAACACCAACAGAGGAAAACAAAUUACUUGAUCUAGAAUCGAAGGAUGAAAUGACUAGUCAAGAUGAAGGGAAGGACACAGGAGAAAGUCCACGGAAAAAGAAAACUCGAAAGCGUACUGCAAAAGAACGUAGCAAUGCUAAGAAUAAUUUAAGUAAAAAUGAGGCUCCUAGAGGUGCAUUGUGGGGUUUACAAGUGUUAUCUAAGUCUGAGUGGAAAGCGUUAAGGAAUAAGUAUCUAAACUUGCAAAGAAAGUACAUGAAGGAGAUGAAGACUAACUUACAUAAUAAGAAGCAUCAGUACUCUAGUAUACCGGCGCCCGCCGCUCCUUCUAUUGAAGUGGAACCAGGUUUGCCAUCAGGCCAAACAGAUGCUCCCAAAGGAAUAGCGUCUGUAGAAAAACUUCCAGGUUUAUUUGUCAAAGAAAUAUUACCAGAACCAUGCUUAGAUGUCAGGCUUACAAAAAGAACGAUCAGGAGCAACAUUCACGCGCUACAUGUCGACGUGAAGGAAGGCCAAACGGAGGCAAUUAUUAGAUUCGACACACCAAAAUCUGCAGAAGAGUACUGUGCCAACACAACCAACCACGCGCGCGUCCUGUCAGGUCCUGAAGAGGAGGAGCAGUGGGCUAGAGCGGAGAGCGCCCUGUCACAGCGGCGGCCGCGCGGGCGCUGCCGCCUGCUCAGCCAGCGCGACCUGCAGGCCACGCCGCGACCACUCGCACCCGCCUCACCACAACCAACUCACACGCAUAUACGAUUCGAAGAUGAAUAAUUUUUAAAGGUUUCAAAGAACUCUUCUCAACAUAUUUUGGUAUUAAAUUUUUUUGUUAAUAGGAAUGAUCACUAUAUUAUUAAGAUUUGUGAGUUACAUAAUGGGCGCGUAUUUUUUGUUUCAUCAUAAAAGGAAAGAACUAAGUUUUUUCUACCAUGGACAAAACAAUCACUUUGUCACAAGCCAUUUAAAAAUACCAGCCUAGCAUUGUGAUUAACUGGCAAAGAUCAGACACAAUAUCUAUUAUCCCACAUUGUAUUUAUUUCACUGAAAAAGAUUUAUUAUUUUCAAGUAGCAUGUAAUAUGUAAGUAUCUUAUCUAAAUACAUAUAAAUCCUUUUGAAGGUAACUAUGCAUGUUUUAUUUAUUCAAAUAACAUGUAACAUAACAUAGCAUCACGCCUUUAUAGGCAGAGGUGCACAUUAUGCCACUGU
This is a messenger RNA of Spodoptera littoralis (African cotton leafworm), 2114 nucleotides long. NCBI's taxonomy places the organism in Eukaryota, Metazoa, Arthropoda, Insecta, Lepidoptera, Noctuidae. The record is from the annotation of a GenBank genome assembly.